Messenger RNA from Plodia interpunctella (Indianmeal moth), 1847 nucleotides. RefSeq lists its product as uncharacterized. The record is from RefSeq and is a predicted model, not a curated record. Gene Ontology annotation, biological process: DNA alkylation repair; DNA repair. Gene Ontology annotation, molecular function: ferrous iron binding; cytosine C-5 DNA demethylase activity. The coding region runs from base 144 to 1847 and encodes 567 amino acids. NCBI's taxonomy places the organism in Eukaryota, Metazoa, Arthropoda, Insecta, Lepidoptera, Pyralidae. The transcript has 5 exons.
UUGUCACAGAUUUUGUUGUUCGCAAAAUAUGGUUUCGACGUUAUUGUAACAUAAAAUUUAUGGUACCUAUCAAUGUUAGCGAAAUAUUCCCUAUGUAUUGUUAAAUGCACUGGGAUUAGAAAUACAAAAGCGUAAAAUUAGAAAUGUACAUAGCGUUCAAAUGGCUUACUGGCUUAGCCAUGGCUAUGUGGGUGGCUGUGUGUUGUGUUGAUACGUACACAAAAAGUAAGGAAUAUCAUAAAAGUCCAAUACUAACGAAGGACCAGUCCUUCGCGAAUUUAACCGUUGUCGGAGUAAAAUCGAAAACUCAUCCCCGUUUGACAAAUUAUAAGCAAAUAAAUGAUGAGCAACCCAGUGUAGCUAUGGUACACUGCUACAUGUUUACCGCAGGCGCUUUGGCGGUAUCUAUAUUUAAUAAGAAAACGGAAAUUUUAUUAUAUGCGAAACAUAAAGUUGCUAAACUUGAUUUAAAUAAAACAUUUAAAAAGAUUAAAUAUAAAGUCACGAGAAUGCUAGCCGUUCUAGGCCUUCAGAUGUUACAUUGUUCAUGUAUCUUACGUUACUAUAUGAAAAUGAUAACAUACAAAAGAGUCAGGCGUUUUUUCCGCUUGCUAAUAAACGCUAGAAGUGAAGGUCAAGAAAAGUUACAUACGAUUUUACUCAAUAAAUUGAGAGAAGUCGGCGAAGAGCGAAAGAACCUAGGGCAGCUGCUGAUAGCUGCUAUCCACGAAAAUAAAAAUAUAAGAAUGCAAUAUCAGCUCGAAUCGAUGGCGAAAACGAGGCUGUUACGGCAUAUCGAUGACACACAUAAACAAAUUAAAGAAAAUCGCUCUCGAUAUGUUAGUUUCCAACAUCUGUACCUCGUGACUCACCAAGAAAAUGUUUUUCUCAAAGCUCGAUUAAGGAAGCUUCAAAAAGAUAAAGAGGAGGCGGAAAAGAAUCUGUUGAGUUUAAUAAAUGAAAUUUAUAGAUCGAAAAACCAGGAACUAAAGAACUAUUGCAGCCGGUUUAUUGUGCAAACUAAAGAAAAUUUGUUAAAUUCCGACGUGAGCGCAGAAAUUCGGAAAUUCUUGCGGUCUCAACCUGAUAAUAGAGGCGAAGCGAAUAAAAUACUUCCAGACGAAUCUGGGAUGCGAAUCACGGAGAUCUUAAAUGAAGAUGAUGGUUUGGUACCGUUGGUUUCUGACGCUCCGAGGUUGAAAGGGCUUCCGGGAGAGUAUGUUUGGACCGUCAAAGAUAAGGAUGGUAUCAUAGAAAAACUGUACGAGUAUGAUUACGAAACCGACUUGGACAACGGUGAUACAAUUAGCAGGAUUAGGCAAUAUUCGGUGUAUUGUGACGAGGAAUGCCUGCUGGAUUACACAAAGGUGUUCGGAAAGUCCUAUAAUAUACCACGCAAACAUGUGGCUUACGGCGAUCCAGGUGUCACCUAUACUUAUUCCGGAGUCACUAUCCCCGCAUUGCCUUGGCCAGAACCAGUGUUGGCAUUACGAGAACUCCUUGUAAAACUCAAGGGGAUAUUGUAUAACUUCGUUUUGGUUAACAGGUACAAAAAUGGUCGCGAUCAUAUAGGACCACAUCGUGACAAUGAGCCAGAAUUAGAUUCUGAUUAUCCUAUCGCCUCAAUAUCCCUCGGUCAAGAAAGGGAUUUUGUCUUAAAACACAAAGAUUCAAGGAAAUCAGAGCACGGGAAAGCAUUAAUACCUCCUGUUAAAAUACUUUUGGAGAAUGGCAGUGUGUUGAUGAUGAACCCGCCAACGAAUGAAUUUUGGUACCACUCAAUACCGUUGCGGAAGAACAUACCUGGUCCAAGAAUAAAUUUAACAUUUCGAAAAAUGAGAGUAUGA